AUGCCACCCAAGCCCAAGAAAGGAAAGAAGAAGGUGGCCGCGGCCCCUUUGGUGGCCAAAAAGGUUGAACCUAAAAAGGUUGUUAACCCACUGUUUGAGAAGAGGCCAAAGAAUUUUGGUAUUGGCCAGGAUAUCCAGCCUAAGCGAGACCUCAGCAGAUUUGUGAAAUGGCCCAAGUAUAUUCGCCUGCAGAGGCAAAAGGCAGUCCUUUACCAGCGUCUCAAAGUUCCACCUCCAAUAAAUCAGUUCACUCAAGCGUUGGACAGACAGACUGCUACUCAGCUGUUCCGUUUGAUGGACAAGUACAGACCUGAGUUAAGGAAACAAAAGGAGGCCAGGCUUCAGAGCCGUGCUGAAGACCGUGUCGCUGGCAAGGCAGACAAGCCCACAAAACGACCCCCAGUGGUGCGAUCAGGAAUCAACACAGUGACAGCUUUAGUGGAGUCAAAACGAGCACAGCUGGUUGCCAUUGCUCACGAUGUGGACCCUAUUGAGAUUGUCCUCUUCCUGCCAGCCCUGUGCCGUAAGAUGGGCGUCCCAUACUGCAUCGUGAAGGGGAAAGCUCGGCUAGGACAGGUUGUUCACAGAAAGACUGCAACCUGCCUAGCAUUUACACAAGUCAACCCAGAGGACAAACCUGCUUUGAGCAAGCUGACUGAAGCUAUCAAGACCAACUUCAAUGACAGGAGUGAUGAGAUCCGCAGACAUUGGGGCGGUGGUCAGAUGGGCUCCAAGUCACAGGCGCGUAUAGCCAAGCUGGAAAAAGCCAAGGCAAAAGAGGUUGCGCAGAGGGUUGGAUAG
Molecule: messenger RNA, 801 nt
Organism: Candidula unifasciata
Lineage: Eukaryota; Metazoa; Mollusca; Gastropoda; Stylommatophora; Geomitridae
Source: the annotation of a GenBank genome assembly